GGACGUGACGCGUCGGGGAGAGACCGGGCGCAGUGCUGACAGCAACAUUAGCGAGAGUUUGGUACCGGUCCAGCCCGUCAGCAUGUUUCACGGAAUCCCGGCCAGCGGAGGGAUGGGAGCAGCCCCUGCCAAUAAGCCAGAACUGUAUGAAGAAGUGAAACUGUACAAGAACGCCAGAGAGAGAGAGAAGUAUGACAACAUGGCAGAGCUGUUUGCGGUGGUGAAGACUCUGCAAGCCCUGGAGAAGGCCUACAUAAAGGACUGUGUGACUCCCAAUGAGUAUACAGGAUCGUGCUCCAGGCUGCUGGUUCAGUACAAGGCUGCUUUCAAACAGGUGCAGGGCUCUGAUGUCGGCUCCAUUGAUGACUUCUGCAGAAAAUACAGGCUUGACUGCCCUCUUGCCAUGGAGAGGAUUAAAGAGGACCGGCCAAUCACCAUCAAGGAUGACAAAGGCAACCUGAACCGCUGCAUCGCUGACAUCGUCUCCCUCUUCAUCACUGUGAUGGACAAACUGCGUCUGGAGAUUCGGGCCAUGGAUGAGAUCCAGCCGGACCUGCGGGAGCUGAUGGAGACCAUGAACAGGAUGAGCAACAUGCCCCCAGAUUUUGAGGCCAAGGAUAAAGUCAGCCUGUGGCUGACCACUCUGAGCAGCAUGUCUGCCUCUGAUGAGCUGGAUGACUCCCAGGUCCGGCAGAUGCUGUUUGAUCUUGAAUCGGCUUACAAUGCCUUCAACCGCUUCCUGCACUCGUCCUAAAGCCCUGGGAGUGCCCCCUCUUUCUGUCUGUAUCCCCUCUCUCUCUGUGCACCACCCCUCCCCCUCAGAACGUGCUGUGAGUGGACCUCCUUGACUGCGCCCACAGUCCGGAGUGCCGCUCAGACAGCAUUCUCACACCUGCUUCCUUUCCAGUCUGUCCGAGCUGAAGGACCCAUCUGGCCAUCAAAGACAUGAAUGGACAGAAAUAUGGGCCCUUGCUUUUUACUUUUUUCAACUGGUUGUAAUUUCUGACUGAUCUGAGAUUCAGCAUGGAGGAAAACAAUAUCUUCAUAAUGUAUCUCAGGAUCUGUGCUGUCCCCAACCUGUUAGAUUCAAGACCUUUCAGCCAAUGGGCAGGCUCCAUUCAAGCACCCACGGAGUGUCAGAGCUGAGUCCAAGGGCUGUGAGAGAGACUGUGGGUGUCAUUGUGAUGUCAUUGAUGAUGCUCAGUUGCAGUGCUCAUGCCUCUGCAGUGAAGCAUGGUUGUUUCAGAUGGAUUCUUGAAAACUGUCUCCUGUAGCAGACAUUAAUCUGGAGUUUAUAUGGGUUGAUCAUAGUUUUUUCUUUCAUUAAAAAUGUAAAUGAUCCUCUUAAACAGUGAGGGAAAGUUAAUAUUUUAUGAAUUUCUAAGGUACUCAUUUUCAAAACAUGGGUGAAAUGGAUUUUUUUUGUAAAUCUGUACACUUAGUCAACAUAGCAUACUAAUGAUGUGGAGGUUUGAUUGUGGUCAAAUACCAUUAAUCCUAAAACUUAAUUGUACACACAGGUAUUUUCCAUUGUUGAUUUCUUAUAAAAAGCAUUUUUAUGAUUAAGACUAGCUUGCAGCUUGGCAGAGUUCCUUUGCUGGGUGUGUAGGUGCAGUGGCGUUCCCACAGGGGUGCUCCUCUUUGACCUGCCCACAGUCACAGGCCAGGCCCAUGCUGCUCAUGAUGCAUGUCAGGGAGUGCAUUAUUCCCUGGGUGGGUCCUGGUUAACUCAGCCCCACGAUAAAGUUCCAGUGAAAGCAGGCCGUAGUGUGAUGAACACAUGACAGCCCUUGACUUCUCUGUCAGCACCGUCAUGUCCUGAAAAACACCAUGCAGGAGACGAGAGGAAGUCACUUUUAUUGAGCUCUUCAGAGUAGAGUGAUAAUCCCUGCGUUGAGGUGAAGGUUGUUGCAGCCAUCUUGCGGUAUCUGCACUUAAGUGCAUGUCACUACAGCCACAGAAAUGAAGGAAUCAGGCUGUCGAAUAAAACGUAUUUUGUUGAUUUUUCAUUGGAUUUUCAUUAUAUCUUGUUCUUUAUUCACAGAAUCUCAAUAUUAUUCAGAAUUCUGAAGGGUGAUAAUGUACCUAACAGGGAGAUUAAGGGCAGUUUCCUGAAGGCUUGUGAAGAGCUCCCUCUAGGGCUAUUACCAAGUCUAUUUAUUUUACUUUAGAUUCUUUGUAAAUAAAUCUUGUUUAGAAAAUGCAUGUAACCUCUUUUUAGAAAUAAAACGCUACCU
Molecule: messenger RNA, 2237 nt
Organism: Megalops cyprinoides (Indo-Pacific tarpon)
Lineage: Eukaryota; Metazoa; Chordata; Actinopteri; Elopiformes; Megalopidae
Gene: vps28
Product: VPS28 subunit of ESCRT-I
Exons: 10
Coding region: 83-754 (223 amino acids)
Biological process (GO): protein transport to vacuole involved in ubiquitin-dependent protein catabolic process via the multivesicular body sorting pathway
Cellular component (GO): ESCRT I complex
Molecular function (GO): protein-containing complex binding
Source: RefSeq, a predicted model, not a curated record